Amblyraja radiata (thorny skate) is the source of this 1718-nucleotide messenger RNA. RefSeq names its product centromere protein X (gene cenpx). Gene Ontology annotation, cellular component: Fanconi anaemia nuclear complex; FANCM-MHF complex. The transcript has 5 exons. NCBI's taxonomy places the organism in Eukaryota, Metazoa, Chordata, Chondrichthyes, Rajiformes, Rajidae. Bases 5 to 304 code for a protein of 99 amino acids. Gene Ontology annotation, molecular function: protein heterodimerization activity. The record is from RefSeq and is a predicted model, not a curated record. Gene Ontology annotation, biological process: resolution of meiotic recombination intermediates; DNA repair; kinetochore assembly.
GGAAAUGUGCGGAGUCGGUGAAUCACGUUGCGGCAAUCCGUGGCGGGGGGGCGGGACUAGGCAGGGAGCGAUGGAGUCCGCCAAAUUCAAGAAGGAAUUGGUCAGCAAGUUACUGCAUUUCUAUUUUAUGGAUCAGAAAACUAAAGUCAGUGGCGACGCUGUCAUCAUUAUGUGUGAAAUGAUAAAGUUGUUUGUGAUGGAGGCAGCAGCUCGAACAGCCCGUCAGGCUGUGUCUGAAGACUCUAAAGCAGCAGAGAUCGACCACUUUGAGAAGAUUUUGCCACAGUUGCUUCUGGAUUUCUAGGAUGGGGUAUUGCCGCUGGGUGCCAGCCGCUGUGUACAGCUCGGGAAUGGGGUCCCUUCGUGCCACCUCCAGCCUCUCGCUCAAAACCAGAUCGUCCCCGCUAUCGGAAACCGCUGCCACCGCUUGUGUAACUGAUGGCACGAUGACUCUUCACUAUUUAAGUGUGACGGACGUUGUAGAUUUGAUGGCAGUUUUUCUCGAGAGGUUUAUGUCAGCGAUGCACUUGAGACCAUUACUGUCGAAGGGGCUCGACCCCGAAAAGUCACCCAUUCCUUCUCUCCAUAGAUGCUGCCUGUCCAGCUGAGUUACUCCAGCAUUUUGUGUCUGUCUUCACUGUUCAAUCUUAUGUGCAGGAAGGAACUGCAGAUGCUGGUUUAUACCGAAGAUAGACACAAAAUGCUGGGGUAACUCGGCGGGUCUGGCAGCGUGACUGGCGUAAAAGAAUAGGUGAUGAUUCGGGUCGAGAUCCUUCAUCUCCCCUCCUCCACCCUGGUCGUUUAACCAGUUCCACAGUUCACUGCAUUGUAUCUCUCUUGAGAUCGCAUCUUCCCAAGCCAACAGUGGGCUUAAGAAGGGUUCCAACCUGAAACAUCACCUAUUCUUUUCCUCCAGAGAUGCUGCCUGACCCACUGAGUUACUCCAGCUUUGCGUGACUGUUCAAUCUUAUGCCAACUUUGAAGAAGUUCACCUCUUCUCUCCGUUUUGUGGAGAGUUCUGUGAGACCUAUCCAUGUACUCCAGAAAUGCUGCCUGACCCAUUGAGUUGCUCCAGCACUUUGUGUCUUUUAUUUCCCCUUCAAUGUGUUCACUUUUUGAAGGAGCUACACUGUGUGCCACUGCUGACCAGAAUGGGCAUUCAUGUCUUUCAAUUAUAGAGCUUCAAACUCUUGCUUCCCAGCUCGAUCAAUCUUUAAAAUAAAGCGAAGGAAGGUCGAUACAAAAUGCUGGAGUAACUCAGAGGCACAGGCAGCAUCUCUGGAGAGAAGGAACGGGUGAUGUUUCGGGUCGAGACCCUUCUUCAGACUUUAAAAUAAAGCUACUGUCUAAAGGCAGCGGGCUAGAAUACGAGCCAACAUUCAACAAACGCUAAUUCACAAUAUUGUGUUAAACGUUCAAAGACUUGGGUACUGAGAGACCUUGAAGGUUCUCAAGGUUCACAGUACAUGAAACCAUUAGAGCUGAGAAGAGCAAGUGAAUGAUUUGGAUAUCGGUAUUAUUGAAUGUGUGCUUUUUGUAUCCAGUACAGGAUGUACAUGUAUUCAAAACAGAAAGUUAUUAGUACUUUUUGAGUUGCAAGAACAUAUGAUAAUUGUAUCUGGCCUUUUCAAUGUACUGUACAAAGUUACAAAGGGCAGAUUAAACAUGUUGCCUCUCUUUGUAAAUCCAUUUCCUAAAUAAAUGAAACUUAGGAAGAA